Messenger RNA from Aureococcus anophagefferens, 246 nucleotides. RefSeq lists its product as hypothetical. Gene Ontology annotation, biological process: ubiquitin-dependent protein catabolic process; mRNA processing; protein ubiquitination. The transcript has a single exon. The annotation marks the transcript as partial. Gene Ontology annotation, cellular component: nucleus. NCBI's taxonomy places the organism in Eukaryota, Pelagophyceae, Pelagomonadales, Pelagomonadaceae. Gene Ontology annotation, molecular function: ubiquitin protein ligase activity; zinc ion binding. The record is from RefSeq and is a predicted model, not a curated record.
AUGUCGUCGAAGAUCCAGUUCCGGUUCCAGUCGUCCAAGGCCUUCGACGCCAUCACCUUCAGCGGGCUCAUGAUCAAGCUGCUCGAGCUGAAGCGCGCCAUCGUGGAGAAGCUCAAGCUCGACCGCGCCCACAUGGACUUCGACCUCGCGGUGAGCAACGCGCAGACGAAAGAAGCGUACGGCGACGACAACAUGAUGGUACCCAAGAACACGUCCGUCGUCGUGCGGCGCGUGCCCGCGACGGGC